AGGAAGGGGGCGGGACUGGGAGAAGCCCCCAGUCUACUCUGCAGACUGAGGCCGCAGGGGCCGCUGGGGGCUCCUCCCGGGGCCUGUGCGCGUGCGUGCGCCCGAGGCUCGCCUUGGCCUUUAGGAGACCCAGAGGGGCGGCGGCGUCGGCGUUUAAUAGGCGGGUGUGGUCACGGCUUCUUAGUUCCGGCGUGAUUACCCACGCCGCCUCUUUCCGCCCGCGAGGCCCGAGACCUCCGUGGCUCCUGUCGGAACUGGCGCCUGGGUGUGAGUGAACAGAGUGCCGGCUGGAAGCUGUGCCCGCAGGUACCAGAAUGUUGGCUUUGUAUCUGAAGCUCCUGGAACUGUUCUCUUACUGAGAUAGAACUUGGUUCAAAUCACAUUGCAUAUAUAUAGUACACAUGUCCUUCACCCAAGAAUUAUUAGAAUCCUCUAGUAAAACAAAUUGGAACUAUAGUGGGAGUUCUGUCUGGGAAGAUGCAGCCUCUGAACAAGUUGAUGGCUAUCUCAAAACCUCAAAGCCUGACUCUACAUGAACAAAGUGAGGCCCUGAAAGCACAUGUGUCUUGGCAGCAGGAAUCCAUCCCAGUCAUGGAAACAUGUGACUCUGAGGCAUCUCGUCAAAAGUUCAGACAUUUCCAGUAUUUGGAUGUGUCUGGGCCUCAUGAAGCCCUGUGCCAACUCUGGAAGCUCUGUCUUCAGUGGCUGAAACCAGAAGUUCAUACAAAGCAACAGAUCCUAGAGCUGUUGGUGCUGGAACAAUUUCUGACAAUUCUCCCUGAAGACAUUAGGACUUGGGUGAAUUUACAACAUCCAAAGAACAGCAAGGAAGUGGUGACCCUCAUAGAGGAUGUGAUUGGAAUGCUUAAAGAUGAAGAGACACCCUGCAAGGAAUCUGUCCCGCUCCAGAAGGGGAGCAUCAAGGAGAAAAUGGAAGCUGACUCACUGACUAGCAAUUCCCAGGAACCAAUAUCAUUCAAAGAUGUGAUUGUGGAAUUCAGCAAGGAAGAGUGGGGACAACUGGACCCUGCUGUAAAGAACCUGUACAGGGACGUGAUGCUGGAGAACUAUAGGAACCUGAAUUCAUUGCAUCAAGAACAUGUAUUUUCCAAACCAGUUGAGCUCUCUGAGUUGGAAAGUAAGGACAGAAGAUGGAUAAUAGAGCAAGAAAUCCCAAGCACAUCUUUUUUUGACAGAGAGGUAAUUUCAGAAAACCAAGAUUCAGUUACAAAGGAGAGAAUUUCUGGAGAAUCAUCAUCUCAUGGAGAAAUUAUGAGAAGACUGACCAAAAGUGGACCCCCUUCUUCAGAUGCUUGGAUGAGUGAUGAUUGGCUAUACAGGAGCCAGGAACACUGGGACAUAAAUUUGCCAGAAGAAGCUUUUGUUCACAAGACAGUCUGCACUGAGGAGGGAAACUUUGAAGGUAGUGAGAAUAAGAAAAGCUUAGAUGUUGAGUCAGUUAAUUCAAUUUUUGAUAUACAACAGGGAAUUUCUAUGAAAAAGGGGUUCUCAAAAUGUGAUAAGUUUAAAACUAACUUCAAAUUUAAUUUAGAUUCAGUAGGUAAGCAACAUUUAGAAUAUAAUAGAUGUGGAAAUGCCUUGAGCCUGAGUAUAGACAUUCAGCACCCAGAAAGUCAUACCUUAGUGAAUUCCUAUGAAUGCUAUCAAUGUGGGAAAGCCUUCAGCCGGAGUUCAUCCGUCAUUCGACAUCAGAUCAUUCACACAGGAGAGAAACCCUAUAAAUGUAGUGAGUGUGGGAGAUUCUUCAACAGACGUACAAAUCUUACUAAGCAUCAAAAAAUUCAUACUGAAGCAAAGGUCUGUGAAGGCAAUAAAUGUGGAAAAGCUUUCAGUGAGAGUAAAAAUAGUAAUAAAAAUUCAAGACUUUAUUCUGGAGAUAAUCCCUACGAAUGUGUUAACUGUGGAAAAUCCUUCAGCCGGAGCUCCUCCCUUAUUCGACAUCAAAUGAUUCAUACAGGAGAGAAACCAUUCAAAUGUAAGGAAUGUGAGAAGACCUUCAAUAGGAGUUCAAACCUUAAAAAACACCAAAAACUUCAUACUCAAGAGAAGGAAGAAACCCAGGAUUACCUACAUCAAUGAAUUUAUACUGGAGGGAAUCCUGUGAAUGUAGUAAAUGCAAUAAAACGUUUGUCAGGGAUUAUUCUUUAAUUGAUAUGACAGAACUAUAUUAGAGGGAAAUAUUUUAUUGGGCAUAUAUCUGUCUGAGCUUUUCCAGUCUCCCAAAGGAAGCCACAGGGGUAUGGAGUUUAAAUAUAUCACCAUAAAGUCUUUGCCUAUCAUGAUUUUGAUAUCAUGGCCAUCAUCAUUUCUACUUCAUAAAUGGGACCUAUGGCUUCCAUAUAUUCACCUAAUUUAUUGAAGUAGGGAGGAGCCAAGCAAUACCCUUAGAGUUGAUAUUUAAUAAAACUCAAACUUUCAGUCCUUAUGAGAAGGUCAUGAGAAACCACGAGCUCACAAGAAUAUCGGAAGACUACUAACGAAGAACUGAACUCUGAAUGACAGAGACCACAGUGACAGCAAAUUACUCCAUUCUUGAUAAUAUCCUUGGCUGUCCUGGUGCUGAGUGGGACCUAGAAUUGGUGGAGGGUUAUCAACUGCCAUGGGAAGUAGAGUAACAAAUCUACAUGUAGUCUUCAAGUCUGCAUUUUUAAAAGUACUCUUUGGGAUAUAGGCUAGAGAGACAUCCAUAACCUUGGGUCUAUCAUUUAUUCCAAACAUUAAGAGGUCAGUAAGGUGUGUUAAUGCUCUGUAUUAAAUAAUACUCUGUAUACUAGAACUUCCUCUAUCUUCUGUAAGCUACUUCAGGAUCCCAAACAGUGUUCAGCCAAGAGGCUUAUCUUAAUCUGCCUCAAAAUGUUCAUAUUGGAGACAUUCCCAAUGAAUGAAUGGUGGCUUGUUAAAACUCAUAUCUUAUUCAAAAACAGAAAAGGUAUACUGGAGUGUGAACACUUAUGAUGAGUUAAUGUGGAAAUUAUUCUGUGUUCACUUGUUUUAUGAUUUCAGGUCUUCAAUCCCUUUUUUAUUUGUGUAUGUGUAUGGUUUAAGAUAGUGGUCCAUUUUCUUUUUUGCAUGUGGCUGUCCAGUUUUCCUAAUAUUGGUUAUUGAAGAGACUGUCCUUUCCCCAUUGUAUAUUCUUGGUUCCUUUGUGGUAAAUUAAUUGACCAUACAUAUGUGUGGGUUUAUUUCUAGGCACGCUGUUCUCUUCCAUUGAUCUGUGUGUCUGUGUUUAUGCCAGUACCAUACUGUUUUGGUUACUAUAGCUUCAUAAUAUAGUUUGAAAUUAGGAAGUGUGA
Neofelis nebulosa (Clouded leopard) is the source of this 3314-nucleotide messenger RNA. It is a transcript of the gene ZNF215, whose product is annotated as zinc finger protein 215. The transcript is spliced from 6 exons. Lineage: Eukaryota; Metazoa; Chordata; Mammalia; Carnivora; Felidae. The coding region runs from base 478 to 2100 and encodes 540 amino acids. Gene Ontology annotation, biological process: negative regulation of transcription by RNA polymerase II. Gene Ontology annotation, molecular function: DNA-binding transcription repressor activity, RNA polymerase II-specific; RNA polymerase II cis-regulatory region sequence-specific DNA binding. The record is from RefSeq and is a predicted model, not a curated record.